UCACCUUCUUCACUCCCAAAUGCACGAUCCCAUUUUCUUCUUCGCCUUCCUCGCUUCUCUCUCACUCCUCUCUCUCACUUUUCUCUCCUUCUCCAUCUACAAAAGGUUCUCCAAAACAGAUAAACAACACCACCACCCUCCUCCGUCGCAGAACCUGGAAACUCCUAACGACCCAGUCGACGACGGGGUUCCUCGACCCGGAGAAAAUGCCCCGACCCAUUUGACAAGUUCGGUUUUUUUCGAGGUUUUGCCCUCCGAUUCUGCGAAAUGGGCGUGCUUGUUUGAAGAUACGGAUUCAGUAUCUUCCGCUAUGGAGGUUCCUGGAGCGGAGCAAAGAGGGAAGAAGAAGAGAAAGAAGGGGAAGAAGAAGAAAGCGAAUUCGGGAGUUGAAGAGAGUGAAGGUGCCAAUACGGGUUCGGAUCCUGGGGUUCAUUUUGAAUCGGGUUGCCUGUACCCGUUCACUUCUUCAAGCAGCGCUAUGCAGAGAAGGAUCAAACUGCAGUACGAUGAACUCGUCAAGUGCAACGAGUCCAAGAAAUUGACACUCGCCCAGGUUGUACAGUUUGCUAAUUGUUUGGUUGAUGUUAGGAAUGAACUACAACACAAGGCUGAUGUGAUACAACGUAAGUUUGUAAUAACAAAGGCUUUAUUAUGCAAGGCAGACAGAUCUUCUUUUGAUAGACUGCGUCAACAGAUAUACAAGCUUGAAUUGGAGCAAAAGAGAUUAGAGGAGGAUGCUUUUGUUUAUAAUUCACUUCAACAGCAGCUUAAACUCUCACCAGCAUACCAGAAGAUGCUCGAAGUUGGGGCUUGCAUGGACAAGGCGAAAUCCCGUGAACUAGAGAACAGAGACGACGAAUUUGCUGACAUUUCUUUUGAAGAAUUAUUAGCACAAGAAAAGAAGGAUUCAUUCUGGCAAAAAAAUGGGAAAUCAAGACUGUGCUGAAGCUAAUAACAGUUACUGGGCAUGCUAACUGUAACCAGAGUUAGUUUAGUAUGUAAAUCCAAGGUUUACAACAGUGUACUGUCACUGUCACAGCAAUGUUCUUUUUGGUUCUUUGUCUGUGCCAUUUUUGCUUGUUUAUGGGAUAUAGAUAUGAAUACAAAAAACAUUUGAGUUUCUUGGUAGAAUUUCUAAAUGAUAUAUCGGUAUUGGAGUUGGAGAACUAUCGGUAUUUUGAUAGAUCACCGAAAUAGACAUUGUCACUCAUAUUUUGAUAAUGUCAUUUUUUUAAUUCAUGUAAACAUAUAAUAUAUAAAAAAAAUACUAUUUGGACACUAAAA
Arachis duranensis is the source of this 1284-nucleotide messenger RNA. RefSeq lists its product as uncharacterized. The record is from RefSeq and is a predicted model, not a curated record. The transcript is spliced from 6 exons. Bases 20 to 946 code for a protein of 308 amino acids. NCBI's taxonomy places the organism in Eukaryota, Viridiplantae, Streptophyta, Magnoliopsida, Fabales, Fabaceae.